AUGGGAGUAAAAGGCCUUUGGCAGCUUUUACAGAGUGUUGGGCGACCUGUUACUCUGGAAUCUCUCGAGAACAAAAUUCUUGGAGUGGGUAUCCUUUAAUGCAGAUAUAUUUUUUGAUGACUUAAGCUUCAUUUACAUUUUCCCUGUAUGUAUUAACUGAAACAUCUUUAAGGCGAGGGAAAACCCCAAACACCACGGAGGGAAAAUCCCAUUUACUAGCUUAGUCUGCUGCUGUAGCCACUGUGUAGUGUAAGCUUAUAACAAAUUAUCAGAUCGAGUCACAGAUUCUCAGAUUGGCAAAAUAAAGAAAGUGGUAGUCGUAAUUCUGCCCAGAUUUAUUAAGUUUAAGAGUACUGGCUUAAUUUUGUUAUUUACCCCGAGGUUCUAAGUGUAAUACAAUGGUAUUAAAACCCAGCAAAUUCGAUGUUACAAUGGUGUUGUACUGGCACAGACCUAAUCAAACAACAGAAAAAUAACAAUCAAGUAAUUUGUCCUUUUUGAAGUAAUGAGUUCUUUUGUGUUAGCUUACCUCACAGAUGGAAUCUAACCCCUUCAAGUAACAGACUAAAGCAGAGGCCUGUUUAGUUUAAUCCCUGGCAAAGGUUAGUUUGUGCUGGUACAUAAAAAAAACCAGCAUUGUCACUAAGAUUUCAAGUUGCCUAAUAAAUAUAUCAAGCAGGCAAGGAAUCAAACAGCNAAAUUCCGGCGGAUUGAGACUACAAUUUUCGCCAUUCACAUAGCUAGUCCUAGCCAUUUGGGGGGAACUCGCUAAGACUCGAACCAUUGGUGAGACAUCACACCAAUAUCCCAUGAAUACCCGGCUGAAUCCCGUCCAUUUCAGAGAAACUGGAGCUAUGUCAGCACCAUUUUUGAUGCACAUCUUUUGGGGCCAUAUUCCCUUUAUAUAUAUAUAUACAUAUAUACAUAUAUACAUAUAUACAUAUAUACAUAUAUACAUAUAUACAUAUAUACAUAUAUACAUAUAUAUAUAUAAUUAUAUUUUUUCUGCUAUUUUUCAAUCAAAGUAGCCAGGAGCCACAUUCAUAGUGGCUGGAGAAAAUCCCCGGCCUUCAGCUCUUAAGGAAAGCCCUAACAACCAUUAUUAUUCUUUUUAAAUGUAAGGGGAUUUAAACAUGGGACUAGCCAGUGUUUCUAAGCUUUCCACAAAUAGCCACUCCCCGCCCCCUCAAAAAAGGAAAACACAUUAUAAUAAUAAUAAUACAAUAAUUAAGACUAAGAACGAUAGAUAAAAUUAACAAAAUAAAGAAUAAAAAAGGUCUUUUUUUGAGAAUUUUAUACUGUAUGAUCAUCACGUGGUAUGCUGUAAGCUUUGAGUGUCAUAAUUCUUAACAUGCGAUAGAUGCCAGUUUGAUACUGAAUCAGUCUGUAAAGGGAUUGCGUGACAAGCAUGGAAAUCCAGUAUACAAUGCACAUCUGGUUGGGUUAUUUCAUAGAGUCUGCAAGCUUUUAUAUUACGGAAUUAAACCAGUCUUCGUGUUCGAUGGUGGAGUGCCACAUCUCAAGAAAAAGACCCUGGUAAAUAUCAAUAUUAAAUGCAGUGCUAAUCACCUCUUUGUUUCUUGAUCAAAUUGUCAAAAAAGAGAAGGGGUUAACUACAGUGCUGUGUCAGUAAAGGAUUGAGACUCAAAUUUUUUGGUGUGAUUUUAUGAAGUAACCUAGCCGUAAGAAAUGAUUCAAAAGCAGUUUUUAGAUGCUCUAGACGCUCAUCAGAGCAAAUCAAAUGAUCUUGCAUUGGGUGUGGUUUAUAUAGUCGCCAGGCUGUUGAUGGUAACAUCACAAAGAGAAGGAAUAGUUGAAUGAAAUCAAGAGGUAAAUUUUUUGUUCCAAUUUUUACAAAAUCUUGAGCAGCUAUUUUCAAUGAGUCUUUUUAUUUUGUUGUUUUGUUUUUGUUUUUGUUUUUUUUCAAUGAGUCUUUCUAACUCAUCAGGUCUGCAAUAUUUCUACAUAUCCCUUUCCAAUAUAAUAUAUCCUGAAUUUAAGGCAGAGUUUUUUUUGACAAUGAUAUUUUGCUUCCCAGGCAGCAAGAAAGGAAAGGCAUUUGAAAGCUGUGCAUGGGUCUAACAAAGCUGCAGAAAGAAUUGUCAAGAACUACCUGAAAGCCAAAGCUCUGGAAACUGUCACCGGACGUAAAAGGUAUUCUAACCCUCUUUCGACCAGCUUAGACUUCUGCAGUGUUGUUUCAUUUUUUCAUGUGGAUAAUUUGCAACUGUUCCACAGUAUCUGCUUUGCCAUGCCACCUACUAUUAAACUUGCCUUGCAUACUUCCUUCAAAUAAUUUAUUGUCUGUUCAUUAUGUGUUUAUGUAUAAUUCCUUGCUAAAUUUUCUGCACUUGAUAGUUGUCACGUUAGGAAAGUUAUUUUAUAAUAAUAUAUCAUAAUUUAUCAUUUGCUUUUAUUUUAGCAAAACUACUAUAAGAAGUAGGAGUCCAAGAGAGCCGGAUGUGUUUGAACUACCAGCAGUACCCUCAACAACAACUGCUAGUGUACAGGAUAAAAGGUUAGGAAUUUUAAUAGGUACUUUUGAGAUCUCCUUACUUUAAUGCAUGGCCAAACAUGAGGCCGCUAUACUAACCUACACGACAAAAAUAUGUUUAAUGAAAUCUGGAAAUACUUGCCAACCAGUGAACUACCGGUAGUUACGGUGAAUACAUACUAGGCCCUGACUUUUCUGUCCUGCUGUUACUGGGCUAUCUGAGGGUGCUUUCAUCAUUUUCUGCACCUUUCUCUCAGUUUGUUUUUCCAGAAAUUUGCCAUACUCCCCCAUGGAUUGUUUGUUGGUUUAAACCACCAUCUGACUGCAGCCUCUGGAAAUUCCAGUUUGUCUUCAUACUUUCCUUUAAAAUUUUUGGUCUUUAAGACCCCCUCCCCCUCAAAAAUUCUGUUGACCCUCCACAGGGUGGGUAAAGGUGCUUUCUGGAAUCUCUCAAUUAGUAGAGUUCUUUGCAGCAUCCAGCAAAGUAAACCAAACAGAGAUUUCAUCACAAUUUGUUAGCCAAAAUCAUACAUGUACUACUAUCCUGACAGCUAUAGUAUUUUUUAGGAUUCUUACACUCUACACGUCUGUAAAUAUAUUACUGUUAGCACAGCUUGUUUUCUCAUGUGGUGGUUUUAUUAAAUACAGCUCUUCAGAAGAUGAGGAUUUGGAACUUCCGUUACUGGAUCAAUUCCGUAACCAACAGUUAGAGGUAAGAGUGAUCAAAGAAAAAGCACCAAAGUAUUUACCCAUUAUUCCUUUAUAGUAAAUGCUAUUUCUUCCCUGGGAUGUGUGAUGUUGUUGCAGCUGUGCUGUUAAAAUGCGUUGGGCAUGAUUUUUACGAAAAAAAUCUAAUAUUUUCGUAGUCAUCAAAGAGCAAAAAUGUAGUGUCAGGGAACAACCGGUACUACUAGAGUACAGCCCUUCUGUUCUACAAUAAUAAUGUUAAACUUUCCUUCAAAUUUAAGAUCAUUUUGUAAAAGUAUUUGUUACUCAGAAUAUCACAGCCAAACUCCCUUUAAGUUGUGAUUGGGCUACAGUUUGAAAUAUGAACACUUUUUUUUUUUUAACAGGAAACUUAUCAGGAUCCAACCUCUAUAAAUGUUGAGUCGGAGGACUUUCAGUCGCUGCCUGCAGAAAUUCAACACGAGUUGAUUCAAGAGAUGAAAGAAGAGAGAAAAUUCAUGAAAAAAACUGACAUGCCAGGGGUAUAAAGAUUAUAUUAUUAUGAUUUAAAAUCAUUGUUAUGUUCCCGGAAUUUCAUCCUUAACAACACAUACUUUUAUUAGCCAGUUCAUUGUCACAUAGCAUUUAGAAGUUGCAACUGAUACUGUUUCUAUCAAAAGUCUUUGAGUACUGCUAGUAGGCAACAUGCAAAAUCUUUGUCAUCAGUUACCUGGGCUGUCACUAAGAUUUCAACUUAGUUCCCAUUGAAUACAACAAGUAGGCAAGGUGUCUAACAGUUAGGAAUUUCUUUUGGUUCUGUUUUUCUUCACUUUCCCAAUGAAUGUAGUUCAAGAGGUCACAUUCACCGUAACUGGGAGAAAUCCAAACCCCAGCCCUUGAUGAUAGCCCAGAGUUGUCCAUGAAUAUUGACCCAUAGUUUAGUGUCCUAUUGGAUCCUCGGUUGUAGACUUUAAGUGUUAAAUUUUCUCCUGUUCAUAGUACCUUUUUUUACAGAUGUGGUUUUGGUAAGAAAUAAAUCAACAACAAAUCAUAUUGCUCCUAUUAUUAAGCAAAAACUACGACCUUUAUAAUAUUUUCAGAAAGGAUGAUGCUUUUACAAAAUACUGCAAUUGGCAGGAGUUAUAUUAAAUAUUAUUAUUCAGGCCUGUGCUUGUAUAAUAAUUUAAGGGAGCCCAGUGCUCUGAUCCUGUAAAAUCCAGGGUGCUCAACUAUGAUUUUUGUGAGAAAACCAAUAUUUUGCAGUUGCCCAGUAGCAAAAGUUAGAUGCCAGGCCGUGACCAGGUGCAGCGAGAGCACGGCCUUGUUUUUUCAAAUGCAAUUUUAAAAAUGCACUUUUUUUUUCAGCAAGCAGGCAACUUUUCCUCAUUUCAAUUGGAGGGGGUGCUAAAGCGAGGUAAACUAAAUCAGCGCCUGGAUGAACUUCGUAAAGAAAUGAAUAACAGAAACUCAGGAGAACUGGCUGGAGUUGCUCCUCAGGAUUCAGUUGACAAAAACGCUGCAGUUAAAUCACAAAAGAUUUUGUCUGAAGACUCGGCUCACUACAUUUUGAUCAAGAAUAAUGAACGGGAACCAGAAAAAGACAACCAAGAAGCUGGUAAGGGGAAGACCUUGUAUGCAAUUGAUUUUAAGGAUUGCAUGUUUUUUAACCUUGGAAAUUGGUUAUUUUUACAGCUUGUUCUCAGACACAUUCUGAAUUUUGUUUCUUCUCUCCUUAACUAUGGUCGUGUACUACUUAAAAGACAAAAUCUUAGAAGCUGAGGCUUGCAUAGAUUGUCAGCUUCUUCCCACUAUUAAUUUCCAGCUGUAUUAUUGUGAAGUUUACAUCAUAUGUAUAACUGAACAAGCUCUUAAUCAUUGUAUGGAGAUGAACGCAUCUUAGAAUGACGUCUGUGCACCAAAAUCUAUCUCCUUGUUGAAGCACAUUUUAAUAUUUUUCUGGCACUUCUAGCACAGUCUACCUGUACUUUCGAUCUAUUAUUUUGAAGAGAAAUAAACUAGACUCAUGCUCUGAAUGCAACACUCUUUGAUAUAACUGCUGUUCACGAUCUUCUGUCUCCUACCAAUGAUAAAAGGAAAAUUGACUCUGCAACUUCAGAAACUUUAUAUUAUGGGAAGUUAUGACACACUCAGAAUAUAAGGAACUAUUGAAAUUUUUUCUCAGGAUCCACAUCAAAAGAUUUCUCUGGCGAGGGAGGAUUUUUCCGUGAAAAUCAGGAAGUUGAAGUAGUUAGCUGGGCAAAUCCACGACCCAAACAGUCCGUGCCACCAACUGUUCCCAGUUUUGAUAUUCCAGAGUUCUUUUCAAGUGAUUCGGAAAUUCUGUCCCCUCUUGUGGAUGUCGCGGAAGCUGGUGAUUCGCCCACGAGUCUUCGAGCGAAGGAAAAUACGUUUAGUUUUUCUUCAGUUGAAGAUCAAAAGCAGCUCGGCAGAACGUCGAUAAAUGCGGCUGAUAAAGUGAGUGAUACAGUUGUGAAUCAAGAACAGACAGACAGAGAGCUUGCAGCAAGAGAUGUGAUAGAAAGGGGUAUUAAAAAGAAAAUUAUUAAAAUGCCUGGUCAAGUUACAGAAGGGAUCUCGACAUCAGGUAAUAACGACGAAACCCUUCUUACGCAGAUUAUAGACAAGAAAAAAGAACUUGAUGAUCUUAUACAAAAGUGGGAAAACUCUAAAAAGCAGAAAACCACUAUUGAUUUAACUGGCAGUGCACAGGACGGGCAUAAAAUUGCAGAGGAAAGAGACCUUCCCUGUUGCAGCUCAGAUAAGAUGGACGCCAACGCAUCCUUAGAUACAGACCAAGUUUGUGGUAAUAUUGAUUCGGAAGAAACAAAAAACAACAGGUCAUCUUCGGUUAUUGGAGAUCAGCCACUCGUGCAAGACAAACCUGUUACGUUGGAGACAGUUUGUAUUGAUGAAAGUGAUUCUGAGGUUGAGGAAGUUACGAAGUUAAUCAAAGAUAAAGAUGAAAAAGUUCAGAGUAGAAGGAGUGGGAAUAUUGCAGUGGUGAAUUUAAUAGACGUUAAUGAUGAAUUGCAAGCUGAAGAAAAGGAGAAGGAGGGAGAUGAAGGUGAGAAAUAAGUGUCUUGUAUUUGUUUACAAUGAUGCCAUAACAACGUGACUCUGUUUGCUUCAGUUUUCUGUUGUCGGCGUAAAUUUAAGAUUCAAACUUAAACCACGGGUAUCUGGGAUCUUAGAGAUUCAGAAGUGAUAACCACCUUAGCUUGAACAGCAUAACAAACAGUACCACAGGAAAGCACUGCUUUCAUUUCAAUGGUCACAGUUCCCGGCGGAAACUCGAACUUUAUAUCUCUUAUUUACAGCAUAACAAACGAUACUUUAGAGUUUAAUCCAGAGGCUCAAGCAGGUGGAGCAUAGCUAGAUUACGGAGUGAAGAGUGAUGUAAACUGAAAUGCAGUGCUGACUUUUUCUUCCAACUAAUUCUAAAGCGACCGUUGUUAACGAGGAAGAUGUGACGGAACCCGAUGAAGGGGAUAUGGAAAUCGAGGCUACAUCGAGUAGCAUUGUUAUGGAAACUGCGUCCCUAGAAAGAAGCACAGCUGAUAUAGACGAAGACCAUCCUUCGCCGGACGCCGCUGAAGGGUCAGUUUUGGAGAGUCACGAAUUCUUGGACGAAAGUAAAGGUGGUAUCUCUGUGGAUGAACAAGAGGCGGGACCUUCUGGGCUCCCUGUGGAGUGGCAAGGGGCUUCAAUGGUAAGUUAAUUCUUCCAUGGAUAAUAGAAUCCAUGAUUCUUCACUUUAGAAACGAGAAAGUUAACGUUCGCAAAGACUUCUGGAACUGUUGCUAGGGAGAAGGAAAAUUGGCCAAUAGCUGACCUAAGCGUCCCCAGUAACCAUCCCAGAAACAAUUGCGGGAUACAUCUUGGCUCCAGUUCCCCUCUCGUUUCAAGCUAUUUUCAGUCGUUUUAGUGUCAAUCACCUAUGUUUCAUUCUCUCUAGGAAGGCUUGGAAGAGAUUCAGCAGAACAUUGAAGCUGAGCAACAGACGUUGGCGACCGAACAAGCUCGACAGAACCGAGUGGCAGCAUCAGUGUCGAAUGAGAUGUUUACGGAGUGUCAGGUAAUUAAAAAGCAAGAAGAAAGGCGAGAAAAUCUUUCUUUAAUGAUGUGUAAGACACGCAAAAAAACACAAUUCCUUAAUUCGUUCUGACGCAGGUUGAGAGCUCGAAAUUUAUCCGAGUUUGUCAGACUUGAAGAAUAUUCCGUUUAUAAAAUGAAACUCUCAUGGAUUUUUAUUGGCCGACUUCAGCAUAAAAAAGUAAAACCAAGUUUCAACCUCUCCCAGAUCUUUCUAAUGGACUCGAGUAAUACAGCCAAUUUAUAUCACUGCUACUUUAAGAUUAAACUUAGAAGUGUUGUCCGGUUUAUUUGUCGGUAUUUUUUUGCGAGACUGAGACACUUGUAAUAUUAUGAUAAUAAAUGUUUUGUCUUGUCUUGUCUUGUCUUGACCGUUCACGACAUUUUUGUCAAGUGCUCCGGUAACGCUUGCACCAGUUUUGUAUCUAGUAACAUCACAAACGGUUACAACUCUAGGCUGCGCUUGGGCUUAAUAUUCAAUCAGUUCUCAGUACUGUUUCUUUUGAUGCCCGCCAUUCAAUUGAUAUUUUCACAUUUUCCCCUCCCCCCAAAUCAGGAGCUACUUCAGUUGUUUGGUGUCCCGUAUCUUGUAAGCCCGAUGGAGGCGGAAGCGCAGUGUGCCAUGUUAGAUGCCUUGGGUUUGACUGAAGGUUCCAUCACAGACGACAGUGAUAUAUUCCUGUUUGGAGGGACGCGGGUUUAUAAGAAUAUCUUCAAUCAGAAGGAAUAUGCUGAGCUGUACGAAAGCGAUACGGUGCAGAAAAAUCUUGGUUAGUGUCCAACGCCAGUACGCUCUUUGUAUUUGUUUAAAAUCAACUCCUUACAAACGAUUUAAAAUCUUAUGUGUUCUACCGUCUUUUUCUUGCAGCAAUGAACCGUUUAAAACUGAUCUGCCUUGCUUUCAUAACCGGAAGUGACUACACUGAAGGAAUACAAGGUAUGCUGCAACGUACACAAUAUUUUUAGGACGUAUUCUUGUCUUUGCCUAAGUAGACCCUCCAACGACUAGCACUCUUCCUUUUCUCUUACGGUCCGUCAAAACGUUUAUUGAUCCGCACGAGCGCUUCGCAAAAGCUAGUUACAUAAGAGAGAGGCCCCAGGAAAGACGGCACAGUUACUGUUAAAUAACACCAUUCGUCCUUGUUUUGUUUGCAGGUGUGGGGCCAGUUGGAGCAAUGGAGAUUUUGCAUGAGUUUUCUGGUGAAGGCCUUGAAACACUGAGAAAAUUCAAGUAGGUUACGACCUUCCGAGAGUCAUCCUUUCUUGUUCAAUCGAGCAAAAGCUUUGUCCAUUAUGACUACAUUUUUCUUUGACCUGUCGUGUUUUGUAGCGCUUACUUUUAAAUGAAUAUUUUCCUUCAUCUUGUUUGCAGAAUGUGGCAUGACGAAGCGCAAAAUCAAACAAAGGCUCCUCAAGAAACCAAAGUCAAAAGAAAAAUGGUGAGAGAAGAAGAAUACUCUUAAUCGCGAAAAAGAAGACAGUGAAAUGGUUAAAUGAGAGUCGACCGUAACCGCGUUAAAGCGCGGGAAAAGCACGUACCAUUCACGUGCCAACGAAUCGCGAUUGUUUUGGUUUACUUCUGAUUGGUUGAGGGAGUGGCCCGAGAUUUUUUCAGCUUAUCGCAAGGCGAGCCAAGACAACUCAGACCCGCUAUAAUAUGUCUGUUUUUGUUUUGCAGAGGUCAGUUGCACUACCAAGCGGCUUUCCUUCCGAAGAAGUCUUUGAUGCUUAUCUCCAUCCUGUAGUUGACGAAUCAACGGAGAGAUUUGAAUGGGGAAAACCUGAUCUGCACUCUCUUAGAUUAUAUCCUUUGAACAAUAUAAGUAAAAAGGAGUUAAUUAAAGUAUGUUUUAAUUAAUUUGUUUUAUUGUAAACCAAUUGUCUUAUAAUUUGUAGUUAAUUAGCUUUGAUGAGACCUUAACUUGCACACGUUUGCUCUGGACAAGCUUGGCUGGUCUUCUACUAGGACGGAUGAGCUUCUUUUACCUGUGUUAAAACAACUAAACAAGGAUCAGGUAAAUUUGACUUAUGGACUCUUUUUAUCGACAUCAGUAUUUUUUUUUGGAAGAUGGAAGAGCUGAGAUAACUUACCGUAGUUGAUGUUGUGCUUUUUGCAUACAACUUCUGUCAAAACCGGCGCAAUUUUUUAAAUAAACAAAGAUUACCGCGUAUAUCGUGGUCAAUUCUUUUAGAGAAAUCAUAUUUUGCUAUUUCCUCUUAAUAUAUAUCCUCAAAAGAGAAUUAAUUGUUAUACAAUAAUGAGAGUAUUUGCCCUUACAGACUUUGUCCCGAGGGUUUGCCCCAAGGGAAGGUUACCGCAAGACGUCUAUGACCGGGGUUUUCCCGAGGGUAAGGGUACCGAAAGAAGUAUUAAUCCCGGGGGUUCUCCCGGAGGAAUAGGAACAGCAAGGAUUGAACCUUGUAUUUUAAAAUAUUCGUGAUCAAUAAACACGUUGUACCGAAGACUUGGAAUAAUGUUAUAACAUGAUCACACAUAGAAACAAAGGAGGCUUGCCGACAGUCGGUACGAAGCUUUGUAACGAAUGUGCGAUUGCCUCCUACAUUUGUAACAACACACCUUAAGACCCUCAAAGCGCAAAAGGCAGCUAGUGUUCAUAGUCAAAAUUUCGUCUGUAGUACGGACCUACAAAACCGGAAUAACGUACAUACGAUUACAUACAAAGGAUUACAUAGGGAUGCAUCUCGCUUGUUCCCUACAUAUCCCUAGUGAAAAUAACCGGAAAUGUUUAUGGCAAAAGGCUGUUUUUUCUUUCUUUCUUCAGACUCAACUGACGAUCACGCAGUUUUUCCGCGUGAAUUUCCAAGAAACAAGACACAUAAAGAGCAAGCGAAUUCGUCGAGUGCUGAAUCGUACUUUCAAUCCUUCGUGUGAAAGCGAGAACGAAACUAACGGGAAACCAAAGAAAUCUGCGGAUAAAAAGCCAAAGAACAAAACGACGCAAUCAAAGGGGAGCGGUAAAAAGAGGUCGCACUCAGCGGAAACCAAUUCAAAGGAAGAAGAAUCAAAUGGAAGUAAAGGAACAAGAACAAAGCGUGCGAAGAAAGAGAAUACUGGGGCGUGCUCUUCUUCGGGAAACCGCUCUGAUAGAGGCUACAGAGGCCGAGGACGCGGCCGGGGGAGACUGCGCAAGAACGUUCAAAUUAGUCCCAAUAUGGAGUUGUCGAUUGAGUUAACUCCUAUAAAACUUUCCAACCAUGAAAAAAGUCUUAAAACUCGCAGAGGAUGUGAUGUUUCUCAGAUUUCGACCUCGGCUGUAAACAGGGGAGACGAAAUUCCCAGCAUGCGGGAGAAUGGCAUAAUCAAGGAAAAUGAAGAGUCUGGGAGUUCUACUUUUAAGAGCAGUAAAGGGAGCAAAAGCGUUGGUGGACAAGACGCUUCUACUUCUGAUAGCACAGAAAGUGAAGAAGAAAACGCUUACCAAGGUCCCCACCCUGUGUCUGUAUUUCACCAGGGCAGGGGUAGGGAAAAGGGACCUGCCCCCAGAAGGGGACAGACACGCAAGAAUUAUGCUGAAAAGGACAGUUCCCCUUCUGACAGCACUGAUAGCGAAGACGAUGAUCAAAAUUGUUUCGAAGGA
This is a messenger RNA of Porites evermanni, 10872 nucleotides long. NCBI's taxonomy places the organism in Eukaryota, Metazoa, Cnidaria, Anthozoa, Scleractinia, Poritidae. The record is from the annotation of a GenBank genome assembly.